GGCAGCCACUCUUACUCUCCCAUUCUACCCAGCCGUUUCCUCUGAGACAGAGAGAGAGAGCGCCAAGAUGAAGUACAACCCAAGAGUCUCGAGCUCUCGCCGCAAAAGCCGGAAGGCACACUUCACGGCGCCGUCGAGCGUGAGGCGCGUGCUGAUGAGCGCGCCACUCUCGAACGACCUGAGGAGCAAGUACAACGUGCGGUCGAUGCCGGUGCGCAAGGACGAUGAAGUCCAGGUGGUGCGCGGGACGUACAAGGGUCGCGAGGGCAAGGUGGUCCAGGUGUAUCGACGGAAGUGGGUCAUACACAUCGAGCGGAUCACCCGCGAGAAGGUGAACGGGUCAACUGUCAACGUCGGCAUCAAUCCAUCCAAGGUGGUAAUCACCAAGCUCCGCCUCGACAAGGACCGUAAGUCCCUUCUCGACCGCAAGGCCAAGGGUCGCUCUGCUGCGGACAAGGACAAGGGCUCCAAGUUCACUGCCGAGGAUAUCAUGCAGACCGUCGAUUAAUUCAAUAUAUCAAGGAAACAUUUUUCUGGGACUUUCAAGCUUCUGUUAUUACCUUUAGUAUGUUCUUGAAUGUUAUAUUUGUUGGAUCUAAAUAUUUGGGUCUCUCGGAGGUCUGGAUGUUUUGGUGUUUAAGUGAUGAAUGCGAAAUUUAUGAGUUUCUGCUAA
Molecule: messenger RNA, 673 nt
Organism: Carya illinoinensis
Lineage: Eukaryota; Viridiplantae; Streptophyta; Magnoliopsida; Fagales; Juglandaceae
Product: 60S ribosomal protein L26-1
Exons: 1
Coding region: 68-508 (146 amino acids)
Biological process (GO): ribosomal large subunit biogenesis; cytoplasmic translation
Cellular component (GO): ribosome; cytosolic large ribosomal subunit
Molecular function (GO): structural constituent of ribosome; RNA binding
Source: RefSeq, a predicted model, not a curated record